AUGACAGACCAAAAGGAAUGGAAUCUGCAGUUUAUCCAGCAACUCUUCAGCCGUAACAUUUCUCAAGCCAUCACUAAUCUAGCUAUCCACCCCAGGGAAGAAGACAGCAUACACUGGAAUCUCAACAGCACGGGAAAAUUCUCUGCCAAAGCUUUGUACAAAGCCAAAAUAGAGAACCUGUACAGGAAUGAUCUCAACACAAGAAAUUGGAGUUCUAUUUGGCACAUGGAAGUGACACCAGCUAUCAAAAUCUUCCUCUGGAAAUGUGCUCAUGAAAUCCUCCCAACUAAUGCUAAAAAUGCAAGCAUUCUACACUACGUAGAUCUCAUAUGCAAAAUUUGGAAUAGUGGGGAGGAAACAAUGACACACUUGUUCCUCAAUUGCCCUGUUGCGGUUGAGGUUUGGCAUCAAAUGCUAGGUGAAAAUCUUGGUCUCUUUGACCAUCACACUCGCUUCAUGGAUUGGUUUAAUACUUGGUUCCACAAUCCAAGAAACUAUGUUGAUAGCAGAGGACACACAGGCCAAUGGGGAGCAGGAGGAGCCACAGGAGGAGCAGACUUGGCGUUUGCAUGGGCAGAGGACAAGCAGCACAUGAACAUUGAAAUACAUGCUGAAACCACUGACAUCCUGAAACACUUCAAUGCUCUCUACAUCAAAGCAAUCAAAGGAAGAUUUAGCAGAAACUACCAUAGGGAAAAAGAGUUAUUGAGUGCCUCUUCAGUUUUAAGCAUUAAUCCUGUAACUUUUGUCUUAACAGUGGAAAUUGCUGAGGUUGCAAUUGCAACUGGAGCUGCUGUUGCUGUGGUAUUAGAGUCUGCUGCAUUUGCUGUGGUAUUAGAGUUGCUGCAUUUGCUGUGGUAUUAG
This is a messenger RNA of Papaver somniferum (opium poppy), 864 nucleotides long. RefSeq lists its product as uncharacterized. The record is from RefSeq and is a predicted model, not a curated record. NCBI's taxonomy places the organism in Eukaryota, Viridiplantae, Streptophyta, Magnoliopsida, Ranunculales, Papaveraceae. The transcript is spliced from 3 exons. The coding region runs from base 1 to 864 and encodes 287 amino acids.